CAAUCCCCAUGAUGCCACCAUGAUCAAUUCCCAACGCAACCUUCGCUGCUUCCCAUAACAGAAAGAAGGAACUAUUCCACCAUACUCUUUCUCUCUCACCGUCGUUCCUUCCGCUUCCUUCUCACCAUGUCCUCUGCCGCUCGUCUACGCCGCGUAUGCGCUGCUGCUCUGGCCACCGCUACUGUCGCCUCUGUUGGCGGCUCCAUCAUCCUAUCUCCAAACCUCUCCUCCAACGACCGCGGCUCUGGAACCGUGCUCGAAGCCGUGAGGAGCAAAAUCAAUGAUCCGUACGCUAACGUUCCGUCGCGAGCAGUUCAAGAGUCAGCUUUGAUCGGAGCUAGUCAAGCCAAUCCUCUUGACAUUCUCGUCGUCGGUGGUGGCGCCACCGGAUGCGGUGUCGCUUUCGAUGCCGUGACCCGUGGACUUCGUGUUGGCCUUGUUGAACGCGAAGAUUUCUCUUCCGGCACAUCUUCAAGGUCCACUAAGCUAAUUCAUGGCGGAGUUCGUUACUUGGAGAAAGCUGUAUUUAAUCUUGACUAUGGGCAAUUGAAGCUAGUCUUCCAUGCGCUCGAGGAGCGCAAACAGGUUAUCGAGAAUGCACCUCACCUGUGCCAUGCUCUGCCAUGUAUGACGCCAUGUUUUGAUUGGUUUGAGGUGGUGUAUUACUGGGCUGGCUUGAAAAUGUAUGAUUUGGUCGCUGGAGCGCGGUUGUUACAUUUUUCUAGAUAUUAUUCUGCAAAAGAGUCCAUUGAGUUGUUCCCUACUCUUGCGAAGAAGGGAAAUGAUAGGAAUCUGAGGGGCACUGUGGUGUAUUAUGAUGGUCAGAUGAAUGAUUCACGAGUCAAUGUUGGUUUGGCCUGUAGUGCUGCGUUGGCUGGAGCGGCAGUGCUCAACCACGCGGAAGUCAUUUCAUUUCUGAAAGAUGAGGCUACCGGGCGAAUAAUUGGUGCCCGGAUUCGGGACAAUUUUUCAGGCAAAGAGUUUGAAACCUAUGCAAAAGUUGUUGUAAACGCGGCUGGGCCAUUUUGUGACUCUGUAAGGAAAUUAGCUGACAAAGAGGCAACAAGUAUGAUCUGUCCUAGCAGUGGUGUGCAUAUCGUUCUUCCUGAUUAUUACUCUCCUGAUGGAAUGGGCUUGAUUGUUCCCAAAACAAAGGAUGGUCGUGUUGUUUUCAUGCUGCCAUGGUUGGGAAGAACUGUCGCUGGCACAACAGAUUCCAACACUGUUAUCACUCCACUUCCAGAACCACACGAGGAUGAGAUUCAGUUUAUACUUGAUGCGAUCUCUGAUUACCUUAGUGUUAAGGUUCGGCGCACAGAUGUUCUUUCAGCUUGGAGUGGCAUUCGCCCACUGGCUGUUGAUCCAUCAGCAAAGAGCACCGAGAGCAUCUCUAGAGAUCAUGUUGUAUGCGAAGACUAUCCAGGCUUGGUAACAAUCACUGGUGGUAAAUGGACCACUUACCGAAGCAUGGCUGAAGAUGCUGUUGAUGCAGCUGUUAAGUCUGGAAAGUUGAGUCCAAAAAAUGGAAGUGUAACUCACAAUCUGAGGCUGAUGGGUGGAGAUGGAUGGGAACCUUCAUAUUUUACUGUUCUUGCUCAACAAUAUGUACGCAUGAAGAGGACAUAUGGUGGAAAAGUUGUCCCUGCAAUAAUGGACACUGCUGCAGCUAAGCACUUAUCUCAUGCAUAUGGUACAUUGGCAGAACGAGUAGCUGCUAUAGCUCAGAAUGAAGGUCUGGGGAAGAGGCUUGCCCAUGGAUACCCUUUUAUGGAAGCCGAGGUUGCUUAUUGUGCCCGGAAUGAGUACUGUGAAUCAGCUGUUGAUUUCAUUGCUAGAAGAUCACGGCUUGCUUUCUUGGACACUGAUGCUGCUGGCCGGGCCUUGCCACGUGUCAUCGAGAUACUGGCUGCUGAACACAAGUGGGACAAGUCAAGGAAGGCACAAGAAUUACGGAAGGCAAAAGAAUUUUUGGAAACUUUUAAAUCUUCAAAAAAUGCUCAUUUCCAUGAUGGGAAACACUGAUAGGUCGCGACUCACCUGAGCUGGGUUUUAAGGAGCUCAUUUUCUUUUGGUAUACAAAGUAAGUUCGCCCCAACUUUCCUCGCCUACAGAUAGACGAGGUUUUGAUUUCUUUACUCCGCAGAUUGCUACAGCACGUGGUUAAAUAUCUUACACGCAUUCCGAAGGAGAUUUGUUGCCUUUUAGCUUUUCACGCACAGUUAUCUGCCGAAAUAAUGCCCGGCCUUCUUGAGCGGAAGUGUAUUGAAUGAAAUUGGUAACGGUGACUAUGUUUAUAAGUGGUCGAAAUUGGUGACCUGACUAAUCAACAACCAGAAAUGGGUAUGCUUUUUAUUUUUUUUAACGUGUAAUAAAUUUCCCGUUUCCAGUU
This is a messenger RNA of Populus trichocarpa (black cottonwood), 2389 nucleotides long. Its product is annotated as glycerol-3-phosphate dehydrogenase SDP6, mitochondrial. Gene Ontology annotation, biological process: glycerol-3-phosphate metabolic process. Gene Ontology annotation, molecular function: glycerol-3-phosphate dehydrogenase (quinone) activity. Bases 127 to 2022 code for a protein of 631 amino acids. NCBI's taxonomy places the organism in Eukaryota, Viridiplantae, Streptophyta, Magnoliopsida, Malpighiales, Salicaceae. Gene Ontology annotation, cellular component: mitochondrion; glycerol-3-phosphate dehydrogenase (FAD) complex. The record is from RefSeq and is a predicted model, not a curated record. The transcript is spliced from 7 exons.